Messenger RNA from Cylindrotheca closterium, 1635 nucleotides. Lineage: Eukaryota; Bacillariophyta; Bacillariophyceae; Bacillariales; Bacillariaceae. The record is from the annotation of a GenBank genome assembly.
AUGGCCUCUUUGGCAGGCUGCUUCACCAAACAUGCUGCCGCAUGGACAACCACAUCACGGACCACCACUAGGGCAGCAGCAGCAGUCAUUCGUCAACAAAGUGGACAAUCUAUGUUGUUCUCUUCUACCACCACUGAUGAAGAGACAACACAACCAACAGUAAAAAACAACAACAACAACAACAACAACCGUAUUUCACGACAAGAUUUCAGCAUGGAUGUCAAAACCAUUGUCGGACAAACGGAUAUGGUCUUGUCUCAUUUAAAGUCUCGUCGAGCUUCUGACGAAACUAUCGAAGCGGCCAAUACCAUUGCGUCCCUGCAAUCCAAACGUGUCGCUCUGAUUCAAGAACGAGAUGAUUUUUUGAACCAACGCAAGGAAGCUAGUGCCAAGGUCGGUAUGCUCAUGCGCAACAAAGACGAAGCAGAUCCCAAGCAAGUUGAAGAACAAAAGGAAAUAUCUGCCAAGGCUGCAGAAGGAGCUGAAAAGGCAGAAACAGCGUUGGAAGAAAUUCAAUCAACCAUGGAUACCAUGUUGGCGGGAAUUCCCAACUUGUUGGACGACAAUGUUCCCGAUGGCAAGGAUGAAAACGAAAAUGAAGAAGUUUCCAAAUGGGGAGACAUCCAAGCACUUCCUACCAAAUUAGGUUGGGACAGCGACUUUGAACCCAAAUGGCACGACGACGUUGCCUCGGGACUUGGCAGUUAUCAGGCGGAAGCUGCUGUCCAAAUGAGUGGUGCACGCUUUGUGGCUCUCAGUGGUCAAAUUGCUCGAUUGGAACGGGCCAUUGCCAUGUUCUUUUUGGAUUUGCACACUACCGAGCAUGGGUACACGGAAGUAAAUGUUCCCUUUAUUGUCGGAAGUUCUGCCUUGGAGGGAACCUCUCAACUCCCAAAGUUUCAAGAAGAUCUGUUUGCCAUUACACCCGAGUCUCAUACUUGCAACGGAGAGAAUGCCUUUCUCAUUCCAACUGCGGAAGUCCCAUUGACCAACAUGCACGCCAAUAGCAUUCUAGAAGAAUCACAGCUGCCCAUUUCCUACGUCGCAUGGACUCCUUGUUUCCGGGCCGAAGCUGGAAGUUACGGCCGGGAUACCAAGGGUUUGAUUCGUACCCAUCAAUUCCAAAAGGUGGAACUGGUCAAAAUUACGUCGGCCGCCAACUCGGACCAAGAACACGAAACCUUGACCUCCCACGCCGAAGCUUGUCUGAAAGCCUUGGAAUUGCCCUACCGCAAGGUUCGGCUGUGUUCGGGUGAUAUUGGAUUCGCGGCUCGACAAUGUUACGAUUUGGAGGUCUGGCUUCCUGGAGCACAAGAAUAUCGUGAAAUUUCAUCCUGUAGUAACACUGGUGAUUUCCAGGCACGACGCAUGGCCUUGCGUUAUCGACCCGAAGCUCCUCCAGAAGAUCCAAACAAUAAUGAUGCUGCUGCUGCUGCCAAAGGAGGAAAGAAGAAGAAACAAAAGAAACCCAAGCCAGAGCUUUGCCACACAAUCAAUGGCAGUGGUCUUGCUGUGGGACGAACUUUGGUGGCCGUCCUUGAGAAUUACCAACGCCCUGAUGGAAGCGUACUCAUUCCCGAAGUUCUUAGACCGUACAUGGGUGGUAAGGAAGUCAUUGAGGUUCCUUCUAAAUAA